UCAUGCGGUAACCAGACACAUCCAGAUCGACUUUGGCCAUGGCGACGCCGUCACUCGACCAAGUGCCGCACCUGGUCAAAGUAACGGAUCGCGACCAGGCCGAGUUUCUGAGGGAAUCCGUGGCCGAUCUGCUCGGACGUUCAAUUAAAAGCUUCCCAGGCGCGCAGCCUGUGUCGUUUGCGCGGAAACAUCUUCGAGAACUUGAAGAACGCGACUAUUUCCUUGCCGAGAAGACGGACGGCAUUCGUCUUCUACUGUACCUCACACAACUGCCCGAUGGCCGCGAAGCACAGUACUUCAUCGAUCGCAAAAAUGACUACUACCACGUCGAGCCAGGCUACCUUCACAUCCCGAUUCAGAACCCAGAUCCACGCGCCCCGAAGCGCUAUAUCGUGGGCCAAUUCAACAGGAAUACCCUCCUCGACGGCGAGCUGGUUUCGCAGCACUUCAAAGACCGACCCUCGCGUUUGACCUACCUCAUGUUUGACUGCCUCGCUUUCGAAGGCAUCAGUGUCAUGCAUCUGAAAUUUGACGACCGAAUCGCGAAGAUCCACAACAAGAUUAUACCUAUGGUGGAAGACUUCCGCCGUGACUGGCCAGAUGAGGCAGCCGUGCAGCCCUUUCAACUCAAGCUCAAGGCGCAGGAGUUGGCAUAUGGCAUUCAGAUCAUGCUGAAUGAAACAAUACCGAAACUACCGCAUGGGAAUGAUGGGUUGAUCUUCACUUGCAAAGAGACCCCAUACAAGCCUGGGACCGACGAACAUAUUCUGAAGUGGAAGCCGCCGCACGAGAAUACUAUCGAUUUUGUGCUCCAGCUGGGAUCAUUUCCUAUUCGCGAAGAUGAGGACGGCCAGUACGAAGAUUUCGAUGCGAUACCCGAGAUUCAGUUACUCGUCAAUCAUGGUGGGGCCACUGGAUACCGACAAUUCGAUCGCGACAGCGGCCAGCUGCACCUAACACCCACUGAGUGGGAAGCAAUUAAGGGCAUGGGCCAGCAGAUCGAUUGGCGGAUUAUCGAAUGCUACAGGGAGAAAGAGACUGGACAUUGGAGGCCAAAGAUUGAUGCCGAUGGCACACCGCGAUUCCGAGAUGAUAAAAAGGAUGCUAACCACAUUAGUGUUGUGGAUAGCGUACUGGAGUCGAUCGAGGACGCAGUCACGGAGCAAGAAUUGACGACCCAGAGCAGGUAUAUGAGUAUACGGAAUGCGUGGAAAGAAAGGGCCAAGAUUAGGGAGCAGCAGCAGCGUCAGCAGGAACAGCAGAAGCGGCAGCAGGCUGAGAUGGAACAGAAGAGGAGACAACAAGAGGCCGCCAGACAGCAGGCUGAGGCUGAAGCGGAUGAUGGACCAGGAUAUGAGGAUGAUGAUUAGCCAACGAUGAAUGGAGGCAUGAUUUGGAUAACAGUGAUACCCAGCGCUGACGUACGCGCGCGCUUUCUCCACAGGCAGUAUAGAGUGUAUGCGAGCCAGUUCUUACCAGCUUCAUCGUGCCCAAG
Pseudocercospora fijiensis CIRAD86 is the source of this 1495-nucleotide messenger RNA. RefSeq lists its product as uncharacterized. Lineage: Eukaryota; Fungi; Ascomycota; Dothideomycetes; Mycosphaerellales; Mycosphaerellaceae. The coding region runs from base 39 to 1370 and encodes 443 amino acids. The record is from RefSeq and is a predicted model, not a curated record. Gene Ontology annotation, biological process: 7-methylguanosine mRNA capping. The transcript has a single exon. Gene Ontology annotation, cellular component: mRNA capping enzyme complex. Gene Ontology annotation, molecular function: mRNA guanylyltransferase activity; ATP binding.